Stegodyphus dumicola is the source of this 1983-nucleotide messenger RNA. Its product is annotated as trithorax group protein osa-like. Gene Ontology annotation, biological process: positive regulation of DNA-templated transcription; chromatin remodeling; regulation of transcription by RNA polymerase II. The record is from RefSeq and is a predicted model, not a curated record. Gene Ontology annotation, cellular component: nucleoplasm; brahma complex; SWI/SNF complex. Gene Ontology annotation, molecular function: DNA binding; nucleosome binding. NCBI's taxonomy places the organism in Eukaryota, Metazoa, Arthropoda, Arachnida, Araneae, Eresidae.
UCGUUUCGCAGAUGUUCCCGCUUUAGCAGUCUACAUUUGGAAUAAUGGUGGUGUUGUGUUUAUGAGAAUUGUGUCCCUUGCUUUCUACUAGUGUAUUUUGCUGUGUGGACAGCAUGUGUUAAAGCGAGGAAGAUCUGAUAAUGAGCGUCGAGUACCGAAUCGCGAGCUAAGAGGUGAUUUGGAUUACACGAUGCCGUUCGACUGGGUGGUGGUGUGACGACAACAGGCAUGGCAACGCCAGCUCACGCUCGAAUGGCUUGCCCUGAACAAAAAACCCCUGAAAGCGGAGACCAGGAGGGCAGUGAAAGCCUCAAGAACGGAACAUCGCUCGAAGACUCGGACGACUCGACCGGUAACGUGUUGGUCAAAAAUCGGGUUCGAUCUCCCGCGGGAAGCGCCGCCGGCAAUCAACAACACAGGGACAUGACGAUGGAUAACUUUCAAGAUGGAGGGACCGCUCCGCAACCUAAUAGUAGGCCUGCUAGCGCGAACUUGGAAGGUAGUUUUCCCGCUUCUAUGGACAGAUCGCGACUUGACUACCAGGCAUUCAAUCAAAGUACGAAUAGGGAUAAUGAGGAUUUCAGGAAUUCGCAGGAGAAUUACAACCACGGCGGCAGCGGUUGCGAUCUGAGCUACGGUCGGGGAAGCUAUGCUAGUGGCGGUGAUCAACAUGGCGGACAGGGAAAUACCAGUGAUAUGACGACAAACUCGCAGUCAAAUAAAAUGUAUCCACAAUAUAAUCAGCCCCAAAUGAGGCCAGGCUAUUCCCAAGCCCCUCGGAGCAUCAAUAUGGGACCCCAACAGAGGUCGCCGGGGCCCGCAAUGGGCGGUGGUUACCCGGGCGGCAAUAACUCUCAACAACAGAGGUUUCUAUCGGGGCCCAGUUUAUCUCAACAAACGGGGCCCACCCCGACACUGAACCAAUUGCUUCAAGCUCCUAACUCAUUGCAAAGAUAUCAUAACAAUUACGAUUACAGUGCGAGUCAGGGGUUGCAUAAAAACAUGGGGGAUCCUAAUACGUCUCAGUAUCAGGGCCCCAAUAGUUCGUGGGGUAAUAUGAGAGGGUCCUCAGGUUACCCUCAACAAAUGUCAUCUUCUAUAUACAGAAAUCAGGGUGGUCCUAUGCCUGAUCCAUCCAUGAAGCGGCCAUAUAUGUCUCCCAACCAGUUGUCAAGUCCGGCAGCUGCUGCUCCUUCUCAAGGACAAUAUCCCCAUCAGUAUCACCCUUACAGUCAAACUCAACCUCAGGGUGCGCCAGUCAGGCCCAUAAAUCAGAACUACCCUCAACAGAGUGUUCAACAGUACUCGAACAUGCAGCAACAGCAGCAUGGCCCUUCACAGUCAUCUCAAAUGUCUCCUGCUGGUGGUUAUGAUCAUCAGCGCCAACCUCAGAUGGGCUCAUAUGGUGGCCCACCUGCUGCUCCUCCAGCCCAACCUGCUCAGCAACAGCAACAGAAUCAGCCUGCCUCCCAACAGCAACCUCCUCCCCCUCAAUCUUCUCAACAACAACAACCUAUGCAACAGCAACAAACGCCUCCCUCACACCAACAGCCGCCACCUCAUACCCCUCCUUCACAGCAACAACAACAACAGCAGCAGCAUAUUCCACCACCACCACCUUCGUCACAGCAACAGCAACAACAGCAGCAGCCUCAACAGCAGCAACAGCAAGUAACUCAACAACCGUCUCAGAAAUGCUGGAACAUAAAAAAGAAGAAAAUUUGACGCAGAACAAUUAUUGACCUUGCCUUUUUUUUACUUCUUUUCAUAAAUCUAAUGGAAUUUUUUAGCAAUAAAGACUCUAAUUGCAAAGCAAAACAACGCCUGAGUAAGGCAGUGCAUCAGCCCACAGUUAACUCUGCUUAUCGGAAGGAACUUAAAUUAACCGCAGAAGAGGGAAGCUAAUUUUUUAUGCAUAUUGAUAUGUCUUUAAAUUGUGCUUUUACUUGUAAGAAAUGGAUUAUUAUAGUCUUCAGUUUAACA